This is a messenger RNA of Trachemys scripta elegans, 1981 nucleotides long. Its product is annotated as butyrophilin subfamily 1 member A1-like. The transcript has 9 exons. Gene Ontology annotation, biological process: regulation of cytokine production; T cell receptor signaling pathway. NCBI's taxonomy places the organism in Eukaryota, Metazoa, Chordata, Testudines, Emydidae. Gene Ontology annotation, cellular component: external side of plasma membrane. The record is from RefSeq and is a predicted model, not a curated record. Gene Ontology annotation, molecular function: signaling receptor binding. Bases 7 to 1524 code for a protein of 505 amino acids.
GCUACAAUGACGAGGAAAGUUCCCUUGUUCUCCCCCGGCUCCACAGUGAGCUCCGCUCUGCCCAGCUACGUCGCUCUCUGCCUCACUCUACUGGUUCACAGACUGGCAUCAGCACAGUUCACAGUGACUGGACCUGACCGUCCAAUCGCUGCCUCCAUAGGGGGGGAGGCCAUCCUGCCCUGCCACCUCUUCCCCAGGAUAAGCGCGGAGGACAUGGAGCUGAGAUGGUUCCGAUCCAAGUUCUCUCCAGCAGUGCACCUGUACCGUGAUGGGCAGGAUCAGUACGGAGAGCAGAUGCCAGAAUAUCGAGGAAGAACUGAGCUUUUGAAAGACGACAUCACCAAUGGGAGUGUUUCCCUGAGAAUACGCAACAUCCGACCCUCCGACAAUGGGCAGUACGUGUGUUUUUUUUUUCAGUCCAGUACCUCUUAUGAAGAUGCUAUAUUGGAACUGCAGGUGGCAGGUUUGGGCUCUGCUCCUGACAUCUCUGUGGAGGGACAUCAGGACGGAGGGAUCCGGGUUGUGUGUCGAUCAGCCGGAUGGUACCCAGAGCCCACGGCUCAGUGGAGAGAUCUUCAGGGGCAGGUCUUACCAUCAGCCUCUGAAAAAAUAUCCCCUGAGGCCGAUGGCCUGUUUCAAACAGAGAUUGCCAUUGUUCUAACAGAAGAGUCCAACCAGAAAGUGUCCUGCUCAGUCAGGAACCCACGUCUCAACCAGGAGAGAGAGUCAGCGAUUUCCAUAGCAGAGCUGUUUUUCCCGAGGGCCAAUCCCUGGAUGGUGGCUCUAUGGGUGAUCCUGGCUCUUCUGGCUGUUCUCAUUGGCUUGGCCAGUUACUGCUUCUGGAGGCAACACAGAGCGAAAGAGAUGCUGCGAUCUGAACUGGUGAGCGAGAAAGCGGCGCAUCGGGCAGAGAAAGACAAACUCCAGGCUGAGCUCAGGUGGAGACGCGCCCAGAUCUACGCAGUGGACGUGACUCUGGAUCCAGACACGGCUCAUCCCGAACUCGUCCUGUCUGAGGAUCGGAAACGUGUGAGAGACGAAGACACACGCCAGUUUCUGCCCGACAACCCUGAGAGAUUUGAUCGUUGUGUCUGUGUCCUGGGCGCUGAGGGGUUCACGGGCGGGAGGCGUUACUGGGAGGUGGAGGUGGGAGACAAGACUGCCUGGAAACUGGGGGUUUGUAGGGAAUCUGUGAGCAGGAAGGGGGAGGUCACACUCUCACCUGAGGAUGGAUACUGGGCCGUGGAGCUGUGGGAUGGGGAAUACGAGGCCCUCACCUCCCCCUCGACCGCCCUCCCCGUGAGCGUCAGGCCCAGCCGGGUGGGGAUUUUCCUGGACUAUGAGGCGGGCGAGGUCUCGUUUUACAAUGUGACUGACAGGUCCCAUCUCUUCACUUUCACUGACACCUUCUCCGGGACGCUCCGCCCUUAUUUCCAUCCUGGUUACAACAUUUGGGGUAAAAACGCGGCUCCCCUGAUAAUCUGCCCGGUCCCAGCUCAGGCCGGAGGGAAUCUCUGUCCCUGACAGUGACCCCGCAGCACAGACUGUCCCCUCCCAGCGCUGCUGAUCUUCCCGCCCCCAGUGGUGGGGGCCAGUUACUGCAGCAACUGGACUUUUUGUGCUGACCGGAUGCUGCCAGUUUCCCUGUUCAACUGGAGUUUCCAGUCGAAAAACAGACACCUGGGAACCCCCAGCCCUCACCUUCCCUGUCCCCUGCCCCAGGGGUAGCAGAUGGGGGUGGAUGGGGUCAUUUACCCCCUGUCAGAAUUUUCUACCCCGUGAAAGCUCAACGUAAAAUAUGAAAGAAAAAAGAUUAUUCUAAUUUAGAAAAUAUUAUUGUAACAAGGUGUAAAUACAAGAACAUUUUAAUUUACAUUUCAACAGUAUUUCAAAAACAAGCACCUAAAUGUAUUUUUAGAAUUGGAAUUAUUUACAUUUAUUUUUUGAUUCUUCCCUCAAGUCUAUAUUGAAGUUUUAGUUC